AUGACCACUACGCUAACGUCUACACACACAAUGCCUACGCUCACCACCCAUCCCGCGAUCCCUAGUAGGGACUACAUGGAGAUCGUCAAUGAGUGGCGCGCGAAAUUAAACAUGGAGGCUCUUGUGCAUGACCCUGAGCUGGAAACCAAUGCCAUGGACGCCGUGGUGGCAGGGAACGGCGCCGAGACCCACAAGCUCAACCCUGGUACCUUUGGCCAGGUGAUAGCUCCAGGCAAGCUAGACACCUUCGAACACGUCUUCGUAGGUGGAUGGCUCUGCGAGAUUCCUGAUCUUCCCGGACUGGGCGACGUCUGCGCAAGUCAGUCGGUAGGCUGGAACCACAACGGGCAGACGGGCCAUGCAGAGAUCCUCACAUCGAAGGAUUACGCGCGUAUUGGAUGCGCGUUGUAUGCUGAUGUUUGGUGCUGCGACCUUGCAUGA
Messenger RNA from Alternaria atra, 441 nucleotides. RefSeq lists its product as uncharacterized. The record is from RefSeq and is a predicted model, not a curated record. The transcript has a single exon. Lineage: Eukaryota; Fungi; Ascomycota; Dothideomycetes; Pleosporales; Pleosporaceae. The coding region runs from base 1 to 441 and encodes 146 amino acids.